Tachysurus vachellii is the source of this 1710-nucleotide messenger RNA. RefSeq names its product programmed cell death 6 (gene pdcd6). The record is from RefSeq and is a predicted model, not a curated record. The transcript is spliced from 6 exons. Lineage: Eukaryota; Metazoa; Chordata; Actinopteri; Siluriformes; Bagridae. Gene Ontology annotation, molecular function: calcium ion binding. Bases 75 to 632 code for a protein of 185 amino acids.
GCGUGAAGAAUGUCACAGUCAGAUUGAGACAAGUUACGGAGCCGUUACGGUGUUUAACGUGUCACGGAGCCGUAAUGGCGUAUCACAACCAGUACAGACCUCCUCACUACAACAGCGGCCCGCCGGACCAGGCGUUUCUGUGGAAUAUAUUUCAGAGGGUGGACAAAGACAGGAGUGGAUCGAUCUCAGAUACGGAGCUUCAGCAAGCUUUAUCAAACGGCACAUGGACGCCGUUCAAUCCUGUGACCGUCAGAUCGAUUAUAGCUAUGUUUGACAGAGACAACAAAGGUGGUGUGAACUUCAAUGAGUUUGCCGGUGUAUGGAAGUACAUCACAGACUGGCAGAACAUCUUCCGCACUUAUGACCGUGACAACUCAGGGUUUAUCGACAAGAAUGAGCUGAAACAGGCUCUCACUGGCUUCGGGUACCGUCUGUCAGACCAGUUCUAUAACACUCUGAUAGACAAGUUCGACCGGCAGAGAAAAGGACAGGUAGCUUUCGAUGACUUCAUCCAGUGCUGCAUUGUACUACAGAGGUUAACUGACAUCUUCAGGAGAUACGACACAGACCAGGACGGCUGGAUCCAGGUGUCUUACGAGCAGUAUCUCUCCAUGGUCUUUAACAUCGUAUAGCACAACAACACCACCACAAACACCAGUGCCAAACAACAUAUCUGUGUCUUUCUACUGGUCUUCCACCAGUGACAGCGUACACACCUCACUGAAGUUUUAUGGGACUGGAGUUAACGUCUGUUCGUCUCUGUCCGAAUUCAUCUUCCUUUAAAUCCAUCUGAAAAAGAUAAUAAUCCUAAUCCUGUUUUUCAUAUUAAAGACCUUUGCAUUGUACGUAAAGUUUCACAGUAACAUUCGACCGCAUGCCUUCUGAUCAUCUCAUCAUUGUCCAAGCAUGAACGCAGUGCUUUGUGUUGAAGUCAUGUUUACACUGAACAUCAUGAGUUUUAUUUUAAAUCGCAGGAACUUUUAUAUGGUCGUGUGCAUGAAGCUUUGCAGCUGCAACAAAAUGCAAAAUGUUUUAUUAAAAAAGGAAAAAAGAAUCAUGUAUUUUAUUCCUCAUUUUCUUUCCUCGUGGGUUCGACUUUCUUUGGGAAUUUCGAAAAGAACACGAUGUGAGACAUUCCUGCUGCACACACACACACACACACACACACACACACACACACACACACACACACACACACACACACAAUUACAUACAUGCACACACACAUAAUUACAUACAUGCGCACACACACACACACACAAUUACAUACAUGUACACACACACAAACACACACACACACAAUUACAUACAUGUACACACACACACAAUUACAUACAUGUACACACACACACACACAAUUACAUAAAUGUACACACACAAACACACAAUUACAUACAUGCACACACACACACACAAUUACAUACAUGUACACACACACAAUUACAUACAUGUACACACACACACACACACACACACACACACAAUUACAUACAUGUACACACACACACACAAUUACAUACAUGUACACACACAUAUACUGUAUACACGCACACACACAGACACACACAGGAUUACAUCCAGGCACACAUACGAUUCACUGUGUUCCACCAAAGGAGAAUAAAUCUGUUACACGUGUUGACUGAUUGAUGAGAAACAAGUGUUUGUGUAAUUUUGGCUCUUUGCUAAAUAAAUAUUUGUAAUGGCUAAUAA